CCUGACACAGCAAACAGUGGAGUGAGAGACACCCGGGAUCUGCCCAGAGACAGAGGGAGAGACAGAGGCUGAGACCCCACCGCAGAGAGCUCCAGCACCGGCACACACAGGCACACAGCCCGGGGGAAUCCUGCACCAUGUUCCAGCCUUUCAGCACCGAGUAUGACUCCGCUUCCCGCUGCAGUAACUCUCCGUCCGUCGGCGACCCGUUUUAUUUCUCACCCGCCGACUCCUUCUCCAGCCUCGGCAGCCCGGCCCGCGCCUCGGACCCCGGCUCGGAGCUGGCCCCCACUCUGACCGCCCUGAGCCGCCGGCCCGAGCUGCAGUGGAUGGUGCAGCCCACCCUGAGCCCCGGCUCCAGGCAGGACUACAGCCCCGGAGCCCCGUACCGAGCCCGGCUCACCAGCAAAUACUCCGGCCGCAGGGGCAAGACUGACCAGCUGAGUCCCGAGGAUGAGGAGAAGCGGAAGGUCCGGAGGGAGCGGAACAAACUGGCGGCAGCUAAAUGCAGGAACCGCCGGAGGGAGCUGACCGACAGCCUGCAGACGGAGACGGAGAAACUGGAAGGGGAGAAGUCUGUCCUGGAGACGGAGAUCGCGGAGCUGCUGAAGGAGAAGGAGAAGCUGGAGUUUAUUCUGGCCGCUCACCGGCCGGUCUGUCGCCUUCCAGACUCCGAGGCCCUGGGACUCCCGGCCAGCAGCAUGGGGGGAGCGGACUCCGAGCCUGCAGCGCCCCCGGCCCCAGCCCCGGCCCCGGGCCUGGACACUAACCUGGGAGCAGACUUACUGAACAGCAUGGACACAGGCCGCUCAGUCCCCGAUGUGGAUUUGAUCAACCUAGCCGACUGGGAGCCUCUGUAUUCCUCACUGCCUGCCGAGUGUGAGCCGCUGUGUACCCCUGUCCUGCCCGCCACCCCGAGCGGCUCCUACUCCUCUUCCUUCGCCUUCAGUUACCCCGAGCUGGCGGAGUGCGGCUCCUCUCUCAACCCUGUGAUCGGCAGUGACCAUUCCUCCGACUCUCUGAACUCUCCCACCCUGUUGGCUUUGUAGGAAGAUGCAGGACACGGACAUAUACACGCCAGCUCUCCAGAGCUGCAUGCACCAGCCUGGGAAAUGCAUGAGACUGGCUUUCACAUCCCACCCCCUGGACUGGAGCUCCACACACACUCACUCAGCCAGAGACACGGUGCUAGACUGGCCUCCAGACGGUGUUUAGUCGGAUCUACAUUACUGCGAUAUUGUGUUAUAUAAUAUAUCUAACUUAUUGUAGAAGUUUAUUUUUGAACGAUGUACCCUGCUCCUCAUUGUGCUCAGUGGUCUUGGAUAUUGACAUCAGUUUUCCAUGAAAACGGUUUAAUUUAUUUGUACAGAUAUUUAUUUUUUCUAUUUUCCAUGAGAUUCCAAGUGUUUGCCUUGUGCUAACAUUAAUAAAAUGAUUUACGUCAAA
Hemiscyllium ocellatum (epaulette shark) is the source of this 1446-nucleotide messenger RNA. Its product is annotated as protein c-Fos-like. Bases 138 to 1049 code for a protein of 303 amino acids. Lineage: Eukaryota; Metazoa; Chordata; Chondrichthyes; Orectolobiformes; Hemiscylliidae. Gene Ontology annotation, molecular function: RNA polymerase II cis-regulatory region sequence-specific DNA binding; DNA-binding transcription factor activity, RNA polymerase II-specific. Gene Ontology annotation, biological process: regulation of transcription by RNA polymerase II. Gene Ontology annotation, cellular component: nucleus. The transcript is spliced from 4 exons. The record is from RefSeq and is a predicted model, not a curated record.